CCCAUCUCUUCCCGCUUUAACACGACGCAAAAAUAAUCCUUAUAAAAAAAAGAAGAAGAAGAAAUUAGAAUCCUUUCCCCCGCUUUGCCUCCAAAAAUCAGUCUAUAAAACCCUCCAAAAUCACAAGCGAAAGGCUACUACAGAAAUCAAAUCCUAAUUCCUUUCCCCCUCUUCUUUCAAAACCCUAAUCUCUCUCCCGCUCCUCAGAUCCAAUAUCACCCUCAUCACUCUCCUCCAUGUCCGGCAUCGAAAGUUCGAGCCUUGCGAAGAGUCAUCUCCCCGUUCAAUCUCCUGAGAUCCUUCCCUGUCCGGUCAAUCCUCACUUCAACUUAGGUUCUGAGGAUUUCUCUGGUUUUCGAUGCAUAGUCACUGGCGUCGCUGACAAGGGAAAGGUGCUGGCGCCAUCCGUUAAUCCGUUCAGCUGCGCUCAGCCCGUGAGCAAUGAUUCUAUUAGGAAAAAGGACCGAGCAAUCCUUUUUGAAGCUAAGCCUUUCGAAGGAACAAUAAAAGAAGAGCCGAAGGAAGCAAUUGAUCCAAAAGUUCUUCCUCCUGAGUCAGGAAAAUUGCAUAAUAAAAGGAGAAAACCAACUCCAUAUGGAACUCAAGGUUCUGAAUCAAUGGAUGGAACUACUAUUGGAUUGGGUGCUUCCAGUAGCUGUCGGUAUGACAGUUCCCUAAGUUUGUUGACAAAGAAGUUUCUCAACUUGCUUUUGGAGGCUAGCGAUGGCACUCUUGAUUUGAAUAAAGCAGCACAAGAGUUAGAUGUUCAAAAGAGAAGGAUGUAUGAUAUAACCAAUGUACUUGAAGGGAUAGGCUUAAUUGAGAAGGGUUUGAAGAAUAUGAUACGAUUGAAGGAAACUCACAUGUCAAGACCAAAGGAAGCGGAAGAAUAUAAAGCUCGCUUGAGGGCUGAAAUAGAGGUUUUGCGGAAAGAAGAGCAUAGAGCGGAUAGAUUGAUCAGAGAAAGGAAAGAGCAAAUUGCGGCUUUAACGCAAGAUGAAAACAGCAGAAAAUGGCUUUAUGUCACCAGAGAAGAUAUAAACUCUUUUUCUUGUUUUGAGGAUUCAACUUUGAUUGCAAUUGAAGCUCCACAUGGUACUAUAGUCGAAGUUCCAGAUCCUAAUGAGAGUUUUGAAUUUCCACAACAGCUUUCUAUGGUUUUGAGAAGCUCCAUUGGUCCCAUUCAUUGUUACUUGUUAAGUCAGCAUGAGGAAAGAAUUGGAUCUUUAAAUUCAGACCAACUGACUAAAGGAAUGGAUUUGUGCUCCAAGCAUGAUUGCUUUCCAUUGGAUAGAUUUUCUUCAGAGCCUUCCAAUUUGGGGGAAUCUUUGGGUGGUAUGGUGAAAAUUGAGCCUUCCGAUUUAAAUGGAGAAUCUGAUUAUUGGUUUCUAUCAGAACUUGGAACUAGCCUUGCUGAAAUAUGGCCUGAAUAGCAACAUCAGAUGUUAGAUGGAUUUUUUUUUGGGUGCUAUUCUACAAAGGCAGAAUGAUGGCUGCAGAUGGACCACAAUCUGAUCCCUAGGUAAAAAUGCAAAAAAAAAAAAAAAAAUAAAGAGUUCAAAUUGGCCACCAAAUUAUUUAGAGUGGUUGAUAUUGACUCCAAAUUUUUUUCAUUCUCCAAUUUGAUCCUUGGAUUAAACAAAAUUUGGACUCAUUUGAGUAUCUGAUAUCAUUUGAUAUUGAAAGAAAUUUUUGAGUGCCGCGUAUCCCAGUUUAUUGGUUGUCAUCCACGGUAUAAGACCCCUCCGGUCGGAGAUGCGAAUCCAGUUGGUCUUAAGGAAGUGGUCUUGAAUUGUUAGGCAUAUUAGGGGUGGUUAGAGGCUCGUAUAAUAGUCUCUGACCAUUUUUUCUAAAAAAAAAACUUCAAACUUUUGAUGAGUCGAGGGAUCAAAUUGUGGAUUGAGAAAAUUUUGGUUCAAAAUAAACACCCUCUAAAUAAUGUAGCGGUUGAUG
This is a messenger RNA of Phalaenopsis equestris, 1953 nucleotides long. RefSeq names its product transcription factor E2FB-like. Gene Ontology annotation, biological process: regulation of transcription by RNA polymerase II. The coding region runs from base 237 to 1433 and encodes 398 amino acids. Gene Ontology annotation, molecular function: DNA-binding transcription factor activity, RNA polymerase II-specific; protein dimerization activity; RNA polymerase II cis-regulatory region sequence-specific DNA binding. Gene Ontology annotation, cellular component: RNA polymerase II transcription regulator complex. Lineage: Eukaryota; Viridiplantae; Streptophyta; Magnoliopsida; Asparagales; Orchidaceae. The transcript has 13 exons. The record is from RefSeq and is a predicted model, not a curated record.